Molecule: messenger RNA, 2730 nt
Organism: Knipowitschia caucasica
Lineage: Eukaryota; Metazoa; Chordata; Actinopteri; Gobiiformes; Gobiidae
Source: the annotation of a GenBank genome assembly
AUGACUUCUCUGGAACUUGUGAAUCCCAGAGUGAGAAGAAUCCGGGCGUCCACAUGUUUUCCGAGCUCACAGGAUGAAAUGAUCGACUUAAUCUCUGGAGAUUUUCAAAAAGCAGGAAUGAAACCUUUCUCAUUCGUUCGGCAGGUAUUGGCUUGUUGUGUCUACCCUCAUUUGUUGGAAUAUCAAACCUUCAAUGUGGACGUCCGUGAGCGUGCUCAGACUCUCCUUGAUGCCUGUGGAGAACGCAGUGUUGGUUCCUACACUGACUCCUCAGGUCUGGACAAUGUCCGUCAAAGUGUUGCAGACUUUAUCACGAGUCGAGAUGGAGUGCCGUGUUCAGCCAGUAACAUUUUCAUUGCCGGAGGUUCCCAGCGAGCUUUGAUGGUGAUGGUGAAACUGCUUGCUGGCACAGAGGGGGACGUCCCAAUGGGAGUUCUGACCCCAGAGCCCUCCCCGCACACUCUGCCCAUGCUGCUGGAUGAGGCUGGGGUCUCUCUGGAGCCCUAUGUGUUAAACAAAGAGCAGGGCUGGGCCGUUCAUGUGGACGAACUCAACAGAUCAUUAUCAGCAGCAAGAGUGCACUGCAAACCUAAAGCCAUCUUCAUAAGUAAUCCCAGUAAUCCUACAGGACACGUUCAAAGCAGGGAGUCCAUAAAGGAAGUCAUUAAGUUUGCGGCCGCUGAAGGUCUUCUACUAUUGGUUGAUGAGAUUUACCAGGACUUUAUCUUUGAAGACAUGGUUGAAUUUACUUCCUACAAAAAAAUGUUGUAUGAAAUGGGCCCCCCGUACUCUGAUACGACUCAGAUGGCCUACUUUCAUUCGAUUUCCAGUAUUGGAGAGGGUGGAUUUCGGGCGGGGUACAUGGAGCUGGUUAAUAUCGAUGCUGAGGUGAAGCAUUUUGUGGACACCAUGCUUUGCACAGACAUCAGCACCUCGGUGAUGGGUCAGCUGGUGCUCAGUCUGAUGGUCCGUCCUCUGAAACCCGGGGACCCAUCCUACUGCACGUACACAGAGGAGAAAAAGGAUAUUGCACAGACCCUGAGGAGAAACUGCAGGAGAGCUUGUGAAGUCCUGAAUAAUCUCCCAGGGGUGAGCUGUGAGACAGUGCUGGCUGGAAUCUACCUUUAUCCUUGCGUGAAUGUUCCUACAGCAGUCAUGAAGCAAGCCAUGGAUAAGAGAGUGGAGGCAGGUGCUGUGUACUGUGCACAGCUGCUGACUGAACAGGCCGUGCUGGUCGGACCAAGCUGCUCACAUGGUCCUCCGACUGGGACCUACCACUUCAGACUCUGCAUCCUGAUUCCUUCAGACGUCCUGGAUGAAGCUCUCAGCAGAAUCCAGAAGUUCCACCAAAGCCUUUUGGAGUCAGACCCCACGAGUUCAGUCUUGGACAUGGCAGGACGCACAACACCUGCAGCUCAGACCAGGAUAGACUUGGCCUCUGGAGACCCGCACAGCGCCGGCAUCGCCCCGGUCUCUUUCCUCAGACAGGUCUUGGCAGUUUGUUUGUACCCAGACCUGCUUCAGGAUGAAAACCUUCCUCUGGACGUUCGACAAAGAGCGCAGCAGUUCUUGGACUUCUGCCCAAAAGGAAGUGUGGGUGUGUACUCCUCCAGUGCGGUCGGGAUGCCGAAUGUGUUGAAGCAGAUCGCAGAGUUCAUUUGUCGGCGGGACGGGGGCGUCGCAGCUGAUCCCAACAACAUCAUUUUCAACAGCGGAACACAAGAGAAUUUGAAGCUGGUUUUCAAGUUGCUGUCCAGUGGGAGUCUGCAGCUCCAGAGUGGCUUGUUGGUCCCAGGGCUGUACCCCCACACGCUCCCGGGCCUCCUGGAGUACACCGGGCUGCGUCUGGUGCAGUACAGGCCGGAGCCGGACCAGGAUUGGGACAUGGAAGAACUAAAGCGAGUCGUGACUGAAGCCAGAGGACACUGUGACAUGAGAGCCCUGUACAUCUGUAACCCGGCCAUCCCCUCUGGACAUGUUCAAGACAGAACAUCGAUGGAGAGUAUGAUUCGAUUCGCUGCUGCAGAACGCCUCUUUCUGCUGGUGCAAGAGGUUCACCAAGACUGUAUAUUUGGACCCGGGAUAGAGUUUCUGUCCUAUAAGAAGGUGCUGCGGGAGAUGGGCCCAGAAUACUCUGAGCAUGUGGAGUUGAUCUCUUUUAACUCCUUAUCAAAUGGCAGUCAGGCAGAGUGUGGCCUGAGGGGAGGCUACAUGGAGCUGGUCAACACAGACUCAUCAGUGGCAGAGAGGAUGAAGGUUUUACUGGGUUUUAGGAGCCCUCCCGUUUUACCACAGUGUGCUUUGGAGAUCCAGGUCAACCCCCCGAAGCCUGGGGAUCCCUCCAGUCCAACAUACUCACAGGAGAUUUCCAACAUUCACGACAUUCUUUGCCUCAACGCUCGGCACGGAUGUGAAGCCCUGAACCGUCUCAAAGGUGUGGCCUGCCAGCUGCCCAGAGGAGGGAUCUUCCUGUAUCCUCAACUGGAUUUACCGGCUCGAUUUUUAAGAGAAGCAAAGAUGUCUCACGUUCAGACAUUAGGGCAGCGGCCUGAUGAUCUGUACUGUCAGAGGUUCUGGGAUGAAGCGGGUGUGCGUGUCGGAGCAGGCAGUGAGAACGGAUCACAUCAUCUCAAUAUUCGACUCUGUUUCGCAGCCUCGUCAGACUCUUUCCAGGACGCACUAUCAAGACUGUCCUCUUUCCACAGUCGCCUGCAUGAGACGUACUCAUGA